This is a messenger RNA of Galeopterus variegatus (Sunda flying lemur), 3921 nucleotides long. It is a transcript of the gene SLC39A6, whose product is annotated as solute carrier family 39 (zinc transporter), member 6. The transcript has 10 exons. Gene Ontology annotation, cellular component: membrane. NCBI's taxonomy places the organism in Eukaryota, Metazoa, Chordata, Mammalia, Dermoptera, Cynocephalidae. Gene Ontology annotation, biological process: zinc ion import across plasma membrane; intracellular zinc ion homeostasis. Gene Ontology annotation, molecular function: zinc ion transmembrane transporter activity. The record is from RefSeq and is a predicted model, not a curated record. The coding region runs from base 636 to 2855 and encodes 739 amino acids.
GCUCUCUUUUCGUGGGCCGUGGGCCAGCCACGAGCAACGUCUCCGUCCCAGGAGCGAAACCCCAGCGGAGUAGCUCGGGACCCUCCAGGAGGAUCUGGGGUCGUGUGCCAGGGCAGCGUCAGAGUCACCCCGCUGCCUUUUACUGCCCAGUUCCCAGCAGUGGACAGGGCUGGCCUGGGCGGCCUCGGCAAGCGAGUCUCGAGCCUUAGAGAAGCUCAGGGGCGCGGCGGGGCCCAAGAAAAGGACCCCAAACUGCUCACAGUCCUCUCGGACCGCACCACUACCUCCCGCCCCGUGCCCCUGCUAGCCCCGCGCGCCUGCGGACACGCGGAAAAGCGGAUCCGUCUGCAGAGACAGGGUUUGGAGCCGCAUUGCGCAUGCCCCGCAGUCAUGGCAGGAGGAGGCGGUGGCUCCCGGCGGCGCGCGGCGCGCGGCGGUAAUUAGUGAUUGUCCUGCUCCGGGGAGGCGCGGGGCGCGGCUGAGUGGCAGCACCCCCGGACCGAGGCGCGCCCUGUAGAGGUUUCUCGAAGAGACCAGCGCGGGCCUGUUCUGAGGCCUCCGGACCGCCCGCGGGAAACCGAACCUGCACACGGGGUCGGGUCAUAGGACGGCGAGGCCGCGGAGAGGAAGGUGCAAUGGCAAGAAAUUUAUCUGUAGUCUUGAUCCUGACCUUCGCCCUUUCAGUCACAAAUCCCCUUCAUGAACUAGAAUCAGCAGCUGCUUUCCCUCAGACCACAGAGAAAAUUAGUCCAAAUUGGGAAUCUGGAAUUAAUGUUGACUUAGCAGUUACCACACAGCGACAUCAUCUACAACAGCUUUUCUACCGCUAUGGAGAAAAUAAUUCCUUGUCAGUUGAAGGGUUCAGAAAAUUGCUUCAGAAUAUAGGCAUAGAUAAGAUUAAAAGAAUCCAUAUACACCAUGACCACGAGCACCACUCUGACCACGAGCAUCACUCUGACCACGAUCGGCACUCUCACCGUAAUCAUGCUGCUUCUAGUAAAAACAAUCGGAAAGCUGUUUGCCCAGACCAUGACUCUGAUAGUUCAGUUAGAGAUCCUAGAACUAGCCAGGGGAAAGGAUCUCACCGACCAGAACAUACUGAUGGUAGAAGAAAUGUCAAAGAGGGUGUUAGUGCUAGUGAAGUAACCUCAGCUGUUUAUAACACUGUCUCUGAAAGAACUAACUUUCUAGAGACAAUAGAGACUCCAAAACCUGGAAAAUUCCUCCCCAAAGAUGUAAGCAGUUCCACCCCACCCAGUAUUACAGAAAAGAGCCGGGCAAGCUGGCUGUCUAGGAGGAAAACAAAUGAGUCUGUGAAUGAGCCCAUAAAAGGCUUUAUGUAUGCCAGAAACACAAAUGAAAAUACUCAGGAGUGUUUCAAUGCGUCAAAUCUGCUUAUGUCUCAUGGAAUGGGCAUCCAAGUUCUGCUGAAUGCAAAAGAGUUCAACUAUCUCUGCCCAGCCAUCAUCAAUCAAAUUGAUGCCAGAUCUUGUCUGAUUCAUACAACAAGUGAAAAGAAAGCUGAAAUCACUCCAAAGACCUAUUCUUUACAAAUAGCCUGGGUUGGUGGCUUUAUAGCCAUUUCCAUCAUCAGUUUCCUGUCCUUGCUUGGGGUUAUCUUAGUGCCUCUCAUGAAUCGGGUGUUUUUCAAAUUUCUCCUAAGUUUCCUUGUGGCCUUGGCCGUUGGGACUUUGAGUGGUGAUGCUUUUUUACACCUUCUUCCACAUUCUCAUGCAAGUCACCACCAUAGUCAUAGCCAUGAAGAACCAUCAAUGGAAAUGAAGAGAGGACCACUUUUCAGUCAUCUGUCUUCUCAACAUAUAGAAGAGAGUACCUAUUUUGAUUCUACAUGGAAGGGUCUGACAGCUCUAGGAGGCUUAUAUUUCAUGUUUCUCGUUGAACAUGUACUCACAUUGAUCAAGCAAUUUAAAGAUAAGAAGAAAAAGAAUCAGAAGAAACCUGAAAAUGAGGAUGACAUGGAAAUUAAGAAGCAGUUGUCCAAAUAUGAAUCUCGGCUUUCAGCAAAUGAGGAGAAAGUAGAUACAGAUGAUCGACCUGAAGGCUAUUUACGAGCAGACACACAAGAUCCCUCCCACUUUGAUUCUCAACAGCCAGCAAUCUUGGAAGAAGAGGAGGUCAUGAUAGCUCAUGCUCAUCCGCAAGAAGUCUACAAUGAAUAUGUGCCCAGAGGAUGCAAGAAUAAAUGCCAUUCACAUUUCCAUGAUACACUUGGCCAGUCAGAUGACCUCAUUCACCACCAUCACGACUACCAUCAUAUUCUCCAUCACCACCACCACCAAAACCACCAUCCUCACAGUCACAGUCAGCGCUACUCUCGGGAGGAGUUGAAAGACGCUGGUAUUGCCACGUUGGCCUGGAUGGUGAUAAUGGGCGAUGGCCUGCACAAUUUCAGUGAUGGCCUAGCAAUUGGUGCUGCUUUUACUGAAGGUUUAUCAAGUGGUUUAAGUACUUCUGUUGCUGUAUUUUGCCAUGAGUUGCCUCAUGAAUUAGGUGACUUUGCUGUGUUACUAAAGGCUGGCAUGACUGUUAAGCAGGCUGUUCUUUAUAAUGCUUUGUCAGCCAUGCUGGCAUAUCUUGGAAUGGCAACAGGAAUUUUUAUUGGUCAUUAUGCUGAAAAUGUUUCUAUGUGGAUAUUUGCACUUACUGCUGGCCUAUUCAUGUAUGUUGCUCUGGUUGAUAUGGUACCUGAGAUGCUGCACAAUGAUGCUAGUGACCAUGGAUGUAGCCGCUGGGGAUAUUUCUUUUUACAGAAUGCUGGGAUACUUUUGGGUUUUGGAAUUAUGUUACUUAUUUCCAUAUUUGAACAUAAAAUUGUGUUUCGUAUAAAUUUCUAACUAGGGCAUAAAUGCUAGAGUAGCUUAAAAAAAUAUUGCUGUCUAUAGUUUGAAUAGUUCGUAGGGAAAUGAGUUUGUAUGCUGUGAUGUGCAGCACUUAAAGUUAGUAGAUAUUGUGAUUUUUGUAUUGAACAUUGCCAUGUGUUAUGCUUAUAAGGUCAGUUGUGGUAACAUAAAGUUACGUUUUAAUAUUUAAGUUAUUCUGUUUUGGAAAUAAAAGCUGUAUGUGCAAUUCACGAUUAUUACCAGUUUUUUGUAUAAAUUGGAGAUUUGGCAUGACGUGUUCUGUAUAUUUCAGGAAAAAUGUCUUUAAUGCUUUUUCUAGAACUAAUUUAACACAGUAAUUUCCAUGCUGGAUUUUAGGCCUCUGAAGAACUGCUGGUGUUUAGAGUAAGAAUGUGCAUGAAGCCUAAGAUACCAAUAAACCUUGUACUUAAUUUAAACUAAGAAAUAAAGCGGAAAAAAGAAUUUGAGAAUUGAGGAGGCGUAGAUUUCUUAUAAAAAUCACAAAAUUGGUUAGAAAGUAGAGGGGGAAAGUUUAGAUUUAAGUAAAAACAGGCAAAAUUAGUAUAGAGUGCAUUCAUAAAUUGUCAGAGUAUUAAUGUUCCUGUAAAAACACAGUGAGCACUUUUCAAAUACUAAUUUAGUUGUACAUUUACCUUUUUUUAUAAUAGAGAAGUCUAAAAAAUGUAUUUAAUGAAUUCAAGCAAUAUAUCACUUGACCAAGAAAUUGGAACUCUUAAAUAUUUGUGUGGAGAUAUACCAGAUGAGUAUAAUGAGUAAUGGAAGACCUGGUUGGUGCCGUUGUAUAUCACCAAAAGUUGUAUAAUUGGGUGUUCUGGUUUACUAAAUGUUAGUAUUAGUACUUUGAUAUAUAUGAGGUCAUGAAAACCAGACAUUGUAAUUUGACUUCUUAGAAUCAGAAAGUAUUUUGGUAUCUUUCAGUGCUUCAGUGUUGUCAUCAUGAGCAAUUGUCAUUUUAAAUAUAGUACUGUAGACAUACUAGGGCUGUCUGUGGCAUUCUCUAGAUGUUUUUUUACAAAAUAAAUUCCUCAUGUCAGCUUGA